UCACCUUACCGCAACCCGACACCCGCCGGCAGGCGUCUAUAAGAAGGUGCCGGCCACUGGUCAGGGCACCAUUCGAUUCCUGCCCACUGGACAAGCAGUGAUGGCUCUAUCUCUGGUGCUGACGCUGGCGGUGUGGUGCUGCGCGUGGCAGACGGCGGCCGGUGCGGGCGCGCUGCUGCCCAGCUACCAGCUGCUGCUGCCCUUCCCGGCGGGACCCGCUGCUCCCGUGGCCGCCCCCGCCAGCCGCCUGGUCGUCCUACUGCCUGGAACAUCGCCGCAGCCGCUUACAGCCACUGCCCUCGACGCCGCACACCAACAGGUGGAGGCGGCGUCGGCCCGCCUUUCGCAGGUGGAGGCGGCGUCGGCGCGUCUGUCGCCGCUGCCCCCGCAGCCGUCCCGCGCAGACUUCCAGGCGCGAGCCCAGGCCCAGGCCUUCCCCCAGCAGCAGCAGCAGCAGCUGCAGCAGCAGCAGCUGCAACAGCAGCUGCAGCAGCUGCAGGACGACUCCGUGGUGGCAGCCAGGACCAGCUUCCAGCCACCUGUGAGGGGCCGCCCAGACUUCCAGCAGCAGGCCGCCCGCCAGCAGCAGGCUGACUACCAGGUGGUGAGCGACGGCCGCGGCGAGUUCGCAGCUCCGGCCGGCCCGCAGCCGAUGAGGCCGUCCGGCUUGGGGCGCGCGCUGCAGACACCCUCCUACCAGGCGCUCGUGGCUGACUACCGCUUCCGCCAGCAGCAGCAGCAGCAGCUGCAGCAGCAGGCCUCCAGCUACCAGCCGCUGGCCACCGAGUACCAGUACCGCCAGCCGCAGCGGACCUCCUACCAGGGGGUCUCUACCGAGUACCAGUACCGCCAGCAGCCGUCGCAGGCGCAGGCCGUGUCAUCGGCGGCCUCCAGGGCCGACUUCCGCCCGGGCCCUUAUCCACUCCCCACGCCCUACUCUGCGGCCCGUGCCAACCUAGUGCAGCAGCAGCAGCAGCAACAGGAGUACCAACAGCAGCAGCAGCAGGAUUACCAACAGCAGGGGGCGGCGUACGACGCUUCGAGGCCCGAGUUCCGCUCCCUGCAGCCGCAGGGACUGCUGCCUGGGCAGGAGUACUCUGUCAACUUUGAAGGAGACGGCUUUGGCUAUGGAUACACGAUCCGCGGAGACCACAACCUGCAGCGUGCUUAUUGAGGACUCGGAGAAGGUGAUGACGAAGACAGCGGAAACGGCUAGCACCAUGAUGACGACGACCCCGCCACAGAAAAAACUAUACUGCCAAACGCUCAGCUUGUAUAUAGCAUUUUACCACGCAUGUAAAUAAAUUUUGCUUCGAAAGCAUA
Molecule: messenger RNA, 1323 nt
Organism: Schistocerca americana (American grasshopper)
Lineage: Eukaryota; Metazoa; Arthropoda; Insecta; Orthoptera; Acrididae
Product: adenylate cyclase, terminal-differentiation specific-like
Exons: 5
Coding region: 101-1174 (357 amino acids)
Source: RefSeq, a predicted model, not a curated record